CAUCGGAAUCAAUUGUUUAAGUCCACUUUGUCUUUAAAUAGCCACAGAUUCAACCUCAAAAUCUAAAUCAUUAUUAAGCAUUUCAUAACACAUUUAUCAUAUAUAUUACUACUACUCAGGAUCAAAGACUUUUAAACCUAAGUAAACAAAAAAUAUAUUUAUUUAUAUUUGUAGUUUGGAUAUGGCAAAGACUCGUCGUGUAGUUUACCUUUUCCUCAGUAUUCUCCUUAUCUGCGAAAUCAUCGACGAGGCGCAGAGUAGUCGUUUAAGGUGUCAUCAUCGAGAAGAUUAUUCAUGUAAGAAACGUUCAAGCCAUCACCAUCAUCAUCAUCAUCAUCACAAGGGCACUCUCAGUGAACCAAAUCUUCGAGGAAGCAAUAGCAUCAAGGCGAGGAGGAGCAAGGAUAUAUAUGGCCUCGAUGCUUUCCGGCCUACCGCACCAGGUCAUAGCCCCGGUGUUGGCCACUCUAUCAAGACCUGAGAAAUUUGAAUAUUAUUAAUCUUGAUUAAUUUCUCCCACUCUUUUUUUCCUUUGCCUACAUUGGUCCAUUGACCAAAGGUUUUUCACCUUGGAGACCUAAUGCGGUUUAUGAGUCAUGCUGUUUUCUCCUAUUGUAAAUACUAGAUUGUGGUUUAGUCUCUUAAUAAUAGUUUUGGCUUCGUAAUUUAUAUUUUCAUUGUUAUCUUGCGGUUCUAAAAUUUACAAGAUGUUAUUUAAGAGAA
Messenger RNA from Arabidopsis lyrata subsp. lyrata, 723 nucleotides. RefSeq lists its product as uncharacterized. The transcript has a single exon. Lineage: Eukaryota; Viridiplantae; Streptophyta; Magnoliopsida; Brassicales; Brassicaceae. The record is from RefSeq and is a predicted model, not a curated record. The coding region runs from base 182 to 481 and encodes 99 amino acids.